Brenthis ino (lesser marbled fritillary) is the source of this 570-nucleotide messenger RNA. The record is from the annotation of a GenBank genome assembly. Lineage: Eukaryota; Metazoa; Arthropoda; Insecta; Lepidoptera; Nymphalidae.
AUGACUACUAUAAAUACAAGGGCCAAAUCUCCAACUCGAGCGGAGGCUAUUGCCAAGGCUCUGAGGCCUAGACCUGUCUUCUGCACAGGAGUGUUAUUAGGAAAUUGGGUAGAAGACAGAAUAGAGUGCCCGAAAGGAGGCACAUUUUACUUUCCUUCAAAGGAAGAGAUAAAUUACGAAAAAUUAAAGCCAGAAUCGAGACAACCAGAUUUUAGAUUGAACAAAUUAAACAGUUUACAGGGCAACGUCUACUCUAUAAUCAGGCACGACAGUCACGACGCCUGUGGGAAUUUUGUGACUACCACUGACCUCGUCUACAACCACCUUCCAAAGCCCUUAUGUGGACCAAAUAUGCGUUAUUAUAAAAGAAGUGCUCAUCAAUUUUAUCCUCAACCAGAUCUCACUAAGUGUUUUGGUAAUGUAACGGAAUGGGGAUUAAAAAAGUAUCUGGAACACGAUUGGGCAUGCACAGACGUAUCAGAUUACUCGUCCACUUUAUAUGAAGAUACCUAUGUACCGCCGAUGCCACAUCAAUAUUUACAACGAUCUGAGAGAAAAGCCAAGAAUUCG